This is a messenger RNA of Cokeromyces recurvatus, 1585 nucleotides long. Its product is annotated as caspase domain-containing protein. NCBI's taxonomy places the organism in Eukaryota, Fungi, Mucoromycota, Mucoromycetes, Mucorales, Mucoraceae. The coding region runs from base 24 to 1532 and encodes 502 amino acids. The record is from RefSeq and is a predicted model, not a curated record. Gene Ontology annotation, molecular function: cysteine-type endopeptidase activity. The transcript is spliced from 9 exons. Gene Ontology annotation, biological process: proteolysis.
UUUUUUUUUUUUUAAGGACAAAGAUGGUCUAUCCUGGAGCUUAUGGUUCUCAUGGCUACGGCCAACCUCAACAACAAUAUCAGCAAUCUCAUGAAAGUUAUUCUUUCCCUAAUCCUUCAGAACAGGGUUAUCCUCCUCCUCAAAACAAUUAUCCACAGCAAGGUUAUCCACCACCACCAAAUUAUUCACAGCAGGGAUAUCCUCCUUCCCAACAAGGUUACCCACCUCCGCAGCAGUACAAUAACGGCUACAAUCAACCAUCUCAGUACAGUAGUUACUCAUCCCCUCCUUCACAACAACAUCAUGGCUAUUACCAACAACAAACUCAUCCACCAACUCCUAAUUAUGGAAAUUAUCCUCAUCCUUCUUCAGAGAAUUUAUAUCGUAAUAAUGAAGCUAGUCAAAUCCAACCUCCUCCAUAUCAAGGCCCUGAUCCCAUUUUUAGUCCAAAUGAUCCUAACUUGAGUCAAGCUAAUUAUCCUCAACCACCUAAUUCAGCUCACAACCAGGGAACUCAUCCAGUUCCAUAUGGUCAACAAACAAAUGCCUCAGCAAAUGAUUUUGUCAUGCACGUUAACCCAACCAUGAAAAAUGAGGCACCACCUAACUUUCAAUUAUCUAACUGUCGAGGAAGAAAAAGGGCUUUGUUGAUUGGUAUUAAUUAUAUUGGAACAAAGAACGCUUUAAAUGGCUGUAUUAAUGACGUGAAAAAUCUCGAGCAGUUUUUGAUUAGCUUAUAUGGUUUCAAAAAAGAAGAUAUGGUUAUUCUUACAGAUGAUCAAUCCGAUCCUAAGUUUAUUCCUACAAAGCAAAAUAUUAUAAGUGCCAUGCAAUGGCUUGUCCAUGACGCUAAAGAAAAUGAUUCUUUCUUUUUCCAUUUUAGUGGACAUGGUGGUAGAGUCAAAGAUACAAAUGGUGAUGAAGAUGAUGGUUAUGACGAAACUAUUUAUCCAGUAGAUCAUGAUCAAUAUCCCGGUGAAUCCGGUCAGAUUGUAGAUGAUGAGAUGCAUGAUUUGUUGGUUCGUCCUUUACCAAGAGGAGCACGUCUGACUUGUAUUUUUGAUUCUUGUCAUUCAGGUACUGCUCUUGAUUUACCUUACGUUUAUUCUACUCAAGGUACUGUUAAAGAAGAAAAUAUCUUUAAAGAAGCUGGAUCUGGUUUAUUAAAUGCUGGUCUCGCUUAUGCCACUGGCAAUAAGUCUGGAGCAUUAUCAUCCCUCAUGACUUUUGGUAAAAGUUUAAUGUCCAGAAAAAAGAUUGAUGAACGUAUCAAGAAAUUUAAAAGUUCAGAAUCAGAUGUUAUCAUGUUCUCAGGUUGUAAAGAUAACCAAACAUCAGCUGAUGCUAUGGAGAAUGGUGCUUCAACUGGUGCCAUGUCCUACGCCUUUACAACUGUGUUGAAACAAAAUCAACAAUUGACAUAUCUUCAAUUGCUCAAUGCUAUUCGUGAUAUUUUAAAAUCUAAAUAUUCACAACGUCCUCAAUUAUCAUCUUCCCAUCCUAUUGAUGUUAAUCUUAUGUUUCUUAUCUAAAAAAAAAAAAAUAAUAAAAAUAAGAAUCAAUUAUAAAGAAUGAUAAAGAUAAG